ACCUGACCUGCUAUUUUGUCCUUCCCCUCUCAUCUUCCCCAAUCAUCAUCUUCUUCUUCAUCAUCAUCUCACAAUUCCCAUUCAUUUCUCUCUCUAUCUCUACAACAGACAUUCAAACCAUGAGCUGGUGGUGGGCCGGCGCAAUCGGCGCAGCUAAGAAAAAACUCGAAGACUCAGAUGAAGGAUCAUCAUCAUCAUCAAGAAACUACCAAAGCGUAGCUCUAAUAGUAGGAGUCACAGGAAUCGUCGGCAACAGCUUGGCCGAAAUCCUCCCUCUCUCCGACACCCCCGGCGGCCCCUGGAAAAUCUACGGCGUCGCUCGCCGUCCACGGCCCGAUUGGAACUCCGACCACCCAAUCGAAUACAUCCAGUGCGACAUCUCCGAUGAAAACGACGCCGUUUCAAAGCUCUCCCCACUCACAGACAUCACCAACAUCUUCUACGUUUGUUGGGGAAACCGCGAUUCAGAAGCUGAGAAUCGGGAGCUUAACAGCAAGAUGUUUCGUAACGUGUUGAAUUCAACAAUCCCGAAUUCUCCGAAUCUCAAACAUAUUUGUUUACAGACAGGGAUGAAGCACUACAUUGGGCCUUUUGAAAGUUGGGGGAAGAAGAUCGAUCAUCAACAUCAUGACCCUCCUUUCAAUGAGGACAUGCCUAGGUUAGAUAUCCCCAAUUUUUAUUACGAUCUUGAAGAUAUCUUAUUUGCUGAGAUUGCUAAGAAGGAGAGUUUAACUUGGUCUGUUCAUCGACCCGGAAGUAUAUUCGGGUUUUCCCCGUAUAGUCUGAUGAAUGUUGUGGGUAGUUUAUGUGUUUAUGCUGCAAUUUGUAAGCAUGAAGGGGUCCCACUUCAAUUCCCAGGUACAAAAGCUUCAUGGGAGAGUUACUCUCAAGCUUCUGAUGCUGAUUUGAUUGCAGAGCAUCAAAUCUGGACUUCAGUUGAUCCUUAUGCUAAAAACGAAGCGUUUAAUUGUAGUAAUGGAGAUGUGUUUAAAUGGAAACAGCUAUGGAGAGUUUUAGGGGAGCAGUUUGAGGUGGAGAUAGCGGAUUUUGAUGAGGAUGGUGAGAGGUUUAGUAUUGAAGAGAGGAUGAAAGGCAAGGAAGGGGUUUGGGAAGAGAUUAUAAGGGAGAAUGGUUUGGUGGCUACAAAGUUGGAGGAGGUUGGGAGUUGGUGGUUUUUGGAUAAAGCUUUUGAUGGGGAAUGGCAUUUGGAUACUAUGAAUAAAAGUAAGGAGCAUGGCUUUUUGGGGUUUAGGAAUACUAAGAACUCUUUUGUUUCUUGGAUUGAUAAGAUGAAGGCCUACAAGAUUGUUCCUUGAGAAAGUGGAAAAGAAGUUGUAUGUUUGUUUAAGUUGUUGUAUGAUGGGAGUAAUGUGAGUAUGUGACUCCUAAAAGUGGAUUAAAUUAAUUCGUUUUUCUUAGAAAAUGAAAAAGUUGUAUGUUUGUUUAAGUAAUUGUAAUUGUAAUUGUAAUUGGUCAUAUUUAUGUUUUAAGUUAUUGUAAGAUGGGAGUAAUGCGACUCCUAAAAGUCAAUUAGUAGAAGGUACACUCAGUUGUAUUUUACUUUACAUGUAACCGGGUAUGUUUUGUAUUUUUAAUCAUCCUAAAAGUGAAUUAAAUUAAUUCAUUUUUCGUUUCUUA
Spinacia oleracea (spinach) is the source of this 1638-nucleotide messenger RNA. RefSeq names its product 3-oxo-Delta(4,5)-steroid 5-beta-reductase. The transcript has 2 exons. Bases 120 to 1316 code for a protein of 398 amino acids. The record is from RefSeq and is a predicted model, not a curated record. NCBI's taxonomy places the organism in Eukaryota, Viridiplantae, Streptophyta, Magnoliopsida, Caryophyllales, Amaranthaceae.